CGCGAUACACGGUGAGGUCCUUCGGGAUCAGGAGGAACGAGAAGAUUGCUGUUCACUGCACGGUUCGUGGGGCCAAAGCAGAGGAGAUUCUGGAGAAGGGGUUGAAGGUGCGAGAAUACGAGUUGAGAAAAAACAACUUCUCAGACACUGGGAACUUUGGCUUUGGGAUCCAAGAGCACAUCGACCUGGGCAUUAAAUACGACCCCAGCAUUGGUAUCUACGGCCUGGACUUCUACGUGGUGCUGGGCAGGCCUGGGUUCAGCAUUGCUGACAAGAAGCGCAGGACUGGCAACAUCGGGGCCAAGCACAGGAUUGGGAAGGAGGAGGCCAUGCGCUGGUUUCAGCAGAAGUAUGAUGGCAUCAUCCUUCCUGGUAAAUAAGCAGUUCCCGUUACCAAAAAAAGCAAAUAAAAUUUUAUAACCCCUAA
Messenger RNA from Merops nubicus (carmine bee-eater), 427 nucleotides. RefSeq names its product ribosomal protein L11 (gene RPL11). Gene Ontology annotation, cellular component: ribosome; cytosolic large ribosomal subunit. The record is from RefSeq and is a predicted model, not a curated record. The annotation marks the transcript as partial. Gene Ontology annotation, biological process: translation. Gene Ontology annotation, molecular function: RNA binding; structural constituent of ribosome. Lineage: Eukaryota; Metazoa; Chordata; Aves; Coraciiformes; Meropidae. The transcript has 4 exons.